ACACUAAAGCUUGACAUGCGCGUCCGUGCGGAUAUUUGUUGUUAAUUUUUUUAUAAAUUGUUUAGUGACAUUCCUAAAUAUAUAAAUUUUUGUUAAUUAUUAUGUUCCUAUACAUAAAAACCAAAGCCAUCCGGAUCUGAAAGACCCUAUUCGAAUCUCACCCAAAAUUUUAUAAUACCCGAACAAAGCAUAAUUUCAAAACCUAAAAAAAUUCGAUAUCCGAAAGAACCAAUCCAUACCGAACCGUAUACUUGAUAUCCAUAUCUUAAUGAAGUAGUUAAGAAGUAUAAAAAAAUGUAAAAGAUAUAAUAAAACACUUAAAAAUAGGUAUGUUCUGUUUUAUAUUUUUAUAAGACAUGCUGUCAAAUUAUUUGAAAAAAAUGCAAUUAAUAAAGUAGUUAAGUUGAGUGAAAAUAAGGAAAGAAAAGAUGUAAUAAAUCUGUUGAAAAUAAUGCUAGUUUUAUUUUGUAAUUAAAUUUAAUAAAAUAGAUUUACCUAAUUUCCACUAGUCAAAUAAUACCGAAAAUAAAUGGUAUGUCAUGUAUUGAUUAAGUAAAGUUUUUUAUUGUAUUAUGUGAUAAUUAAACCAUAGUACGUAGUAAUUGACAGAGAGAAAUGAAAAUGUUUAGCUUAUCGAAGAAAUUCUCUUUUCUCUUUGUUCAAUUUUGUCUUCUUUCAUUUUUUUGGUGUUAGUGUUUUCUGUUGUCGUAAAAGUUGAAGAAAAAAUUAAAGAGAAAAACUAACUAAUAAAUUACACACAAAAAAAAUCGUUUGACAUACAUGAUUUAUUUUUCUCAUUCAAUUACCGCGUAAUACAGUUUAAUUACCACAUAAUACAUAAAAAACCUUACUUAAUCAAUACGUGACAGACAAUUUAUCUUCGAUAUUAUUUGACUAGUUGAAGUUAGGUAAAUAUCAAGCUUUAGCGUAUGUUAAAACUAGAUUUCAAAAGUUCAUGUAUUGAAUUUGAAUUUUGUAUUAAUUGAUGUAUGUUUUUGCACAAGUAAAGUGUUUAUGUAUUGAUAUGUAUCAUUGGUCCCUGUUGUUGUAGGAAUUAGCCGGUUUUCUAUUACCGGUUAACGACAACUCAACGUUUGACUAACGGAAAUUAGGUCAAUGUAUGAUAAAACCAAAUUUUGAAAGUUCAUGUAUGAAAAUUAAAUUUUGUACUAGUUGAUGUAUGUUUUCGCACAGGUAACAUGUUUAUGUACUGAUCGGAACCGUUGAUCCUUGUUGAUGUAGGAAUUAGCCGAUUUCCCAUGAGGGGGCAGUGCUGGUUACAAUAACACAAUAAUUUUAUUUUCGCUUUUCUUUUACACAUCACACAUGUGACUUGUGACAUGUCCAUCGACUCUCAACUCCCGCCGUAAAUCCUGGUAACAUUUUAGCCUUCUUCCUCAUUUAACGACGAUCGCUUCUCCGACCAAUCACUCCUCCGACCGAAAAAAAACUAAAAUCACAAUGUCGAUGAAUCCAAAACUCUCAGUCUCCACCUUCAUCCUCCUCUUACUCCUCACCUUCCUACUCAUCCCCUCUCAUUCAUCAUCCUCCGACGAAGAAUCCGACGACGAUCUUGAACAGCUCCUAGCAGUAGACGAGCAAUCACAAGAAGACCGUCCCCAGCAUCAACAGUCGGAAGCCGAAACAGUGAGCAAGGCGCAGAGGAUCGUGCUGGAGCUAACCGGCGACAACGCGAAGCGAGUGGUCGACGGGAACGAGUUCGUGUUGGUUCUAGGCUACGCGCCUUGGUGCGCGAGAAGCGCGGAUCUGAUGCCGAGGUUCUCGGAGGCUGCGACGGGUUUGAAAGAGAUUGGGAGUUCGGUUCUGAUGGCGAAGAUCGACGGCGACAGGUAUGGUAAGGUCGCGUCGGAGCUUGAGAUCAAGGGUUUCCCUACGCUUCUACUCUUUGUUAACGGGACUUCUCAGCCUUAUAGCGGUGGAUUCUCAGCAGAGGAUAUAGUCAUCUGGGUGCAGAAAAAGACUGGUUCAGCCAUCAUCACAGUCAAUACACUCGAUGAAGCUCAGAUAUUUCUGAACAAGUAUCACACUUUUGUUGUUGGUCUGUUCCAUAAGUUUGAGGGGUCUGAAUAUAACGAGUUCGUCAAAGCUGCAAAAUCAGACAACGAAAUCCAGUUUGUAGAAACAAGUGAUAACGAUGUUGCGAAGCUUCUGUUUCCUCACCUCAAAACCAAUACUGUGUUUAUUGGCUUGGUUAAACCUGAGGCUGAAAAGUACACUGCAUAUGAUGGACCUUACAAGAUGGAGAAGUUACUGGAGUUCCUAGGAAACAACAAGUUUCCAUUGAUUACAAGAUUGACUGAAAGCAAUACCGUUUGGGUUUACUCCAGUCCUGUUAAGCUUCAGGUUAUGCUUUUCUCCAAAGCUGAUGUCUUCCAGAACCUGGCUCAGUCUCUUGAAGAUUUGGCAAGAAAGUUUAAAUCCAAGCUUAUGUUUAUAUAUGUUGAUAUAACAAAUGAGAACCUUGCGAUGCCAUUCCUCACCUUAUUCGGAAUAGAUCAUGCAAAUAAAACUGUUGUUGCUGCUUUUGAUAACAACCUGAACUCCAAGUAUUUGCUCGAAUCAGAUCCAUCACCAAGCAGCAUAGAAGAUUUUUGUUCAGGACUUGCUGAUGGAACCGUUUCGCGUUACUAUAGGUCAGAGCCAGUUCCGGAUAAUGUUGAUGAUUUUCCGACCAUCUUGCUCUACAAAUCUGGUGAAAAGGAGAAACCGUUAAAGCUAUCAACUAAACUUAGUGCCAAGGACAUGGCUGUUUUCAUCAACGAAGAGUUGAAACCAAAGGAGGGUUCUGCUAGAGAUGAAUUGUAAUAAAGUUGGAGGAAAUGUAGACACAAAAAGAGAGAUAGAAAGCUUAUAGAAGAGAGUUUUGUGACAUUACAUGAUUUUAAUAUUGUAUGGAAUUGGAUAAGAAAGGAAACCAAAUCCUUUAAAAUCUGUGAAUCAAUGAACUGAGAUUAACUUUAUAGAAGAGUAUAUCAACAAACUUGAUUUAGCA
This is a messenger RNA of Brassica napus (rape), 3013 nucleotides long. RefSeq names its product protein disulfide isomerase-like 1-5. The transcript has 10 exons. The record is from RefSeq and is a predicted model, not a curated record. Gene Ontology annotation, cellular component: endoplasmic reticulum. Lineage: Eukaryota; Viridiplantae; Streptophyta; Magnoliopsida; Brassicales; Brassicaceae. Gene Ontology annotation, biological process: protein folding; response to endoplasmic reticulum stress. Gene Ontology annotation, molecular function: protein disulfide isomerase activity. The coding region runs from base 1462 to 2826 and encodes 454 amino acids.